Messenger RNA from Anopheles arabiensis, 1288 nucleotides. RefSeq lists its product as uncharacterized. The transcript has 4 exons. The record is from RefSeq and is a predicted model, not a curated record. Bases 398 to 1264 code for a protein of 288 amino acids. NCBI's taxonomy places the organism in Eukaryota, Metazoa, Arthropoda, Insecta, Diptera, Culicidae.
UAUGUCGCCCUCACACUGUCCAACAAAAAAAAAAUUAAAUAAAAAUUAGCUGUCGUAUGUUAUUGCCUUUCUGAAAUCCCUAUGUGCACUCCCCCCUCUGCCCCACGUUUUUGCUCCCUGUACUUCCUGUAGUUGCCCUGCAUCACCAUUUCGUUCGUUGCUGCUGCCGUGUGAUAUUGUGUACAACCGGGUGUGUGUGUGUGUGUAGAGUUGUUUCGAUGAGCAUCUUUUUCAUGGAAGGCUUUGUUGGUCCGCAUCAGUGUUGAACUUCUUCCUGUUGAAAUAGUUAGCAUUUGCAUAGCAGAGUUUGUGGUAACAGCUACGAUAUCCCCGAGGGAGGCCAUCGUUUGUGUGGCAAUAACAAUGCACACUAUACGCGAGCUGCACAAUACGCAACAUGGAGAACAUUUUUAGCGCAAAACGACCUAAGCUAACUUUGAAAAUGAUAGAUGGGAAGUGUGUUAUGGUGGCAUCGAAACCACAAAAUAAUGAUUCAACGACUAGUGCUGCCAAACCGAUUUUGCACGAGCAGUUGCUGCAAGAGCUAAAUGCUCCGCUACAUUCAGCCACGACUUUGGGUAAUUCCAAAACGGCAUCUUCUUGUUCCAUCCCGAACAUGCCAAACAAGCAAAAACAAGUACAAUAUAAAGUAUCAAGAUCGCAAUCAAUCGGGACUCAAACGAUGUCUGUUGUUGAUGACAACUCGUGUCUGAGUAUAAUAUUUAAAAAAUUGACCGCAAUUCAAUACGAACAACAACAGACGAAUAAAAAGCUAGUAGACAUGGAAAAACAGAUAAAGCUGAUGCGUUCUGAGCUAGAUAUAGUAGCUGAUCGAGUUGCUCCUAGCGUAGGGAAUGUACGUGCAACUAGCUUUGAAUUUGAGCCUGUUGGUACCAAAGACGAACUAGACGAUCUGGAGCUUAAAUUAGUAGACAACGAUUUUAAAAAUACGAUGGAAGCAUUUGUGGAUGCCCGGCUACCAACAGAUAGUGUGGAUGCGCGGCUUCAUGCAAGCAUGGAUAUUCUUUUUAAAAGAGAGUUUGUGGUCAGUUGGUCUGGUAUAGGUCAUCCAAACCCAAAAAUUCCUUUCAAUAAUUAUAAAAAUAUAUUAAAAUUCUAUAAAUAUAUAGGCACAUGUCAGGGACUUAUCCCUACGGACCAGAAAAUUAAAGAAGUUUUACAAAAUAAGUUUAGGCAUAGUAAGCAACGGUUAGAAUUAGUAGGAUUAGUGAAAACUUCGCAUCAUAGACAUAAGAAGUAUUAAUCAGUUAGGAAUAGUUUUAAUAAU